AAUAUGUAAUAUCUCCUCUCAAGCUUCAUUUCGACUACUCCUGUAACCGCUUAAAAAGUGCGCGAGCAAAAAAUCCGCUGGCUGUUAGGGUUUUAGAGCAUAUCUAAACCCUAAUAGACGAAAACCAUAGAUUGGGGCUCUUUUCUCUCACGGUCUAUGGCAAGAUGAAACGCUGCUUCCCCUCGCAUUCUCUGGUUUUUUUUCCUUAGAUUUGUGAUCUUAAUAUGUGCGUUAAUUAUGCAAAUUUCUACCAAUUCAGAUUGUUUUUGUUCUAGGUGUUGCGGUAUUUUGUGAGUUUAAAAAAGAAAAUCAUUCAUGGAUGCGAGGGAGCCUUAUGGACUUGAUUCGUCUGAAUGCUCGGGCAUAAUGACUGCUUCUAAUUCUUAUGGAAUUGGAGCUGGAGUUCCAAGCCACUCAAUGACCGUGGCUAAGUCUGCUGUGAUGAGGUUUCCAACUAACACGAUUUCAUCUUCUGCACUAAAGCCAUUGGAUGCUUUAGGUUCAAAUUACCCUGGAGAUGGUGAGCUUGUUGGAAUGGGACCAGGUGGUAUGUUUGUUAUGAGCGAGCCCAUGAAGAAGAAAAGAGGAAGGCCAAGGAAAUAUGGGCCUGAUGGGACUAUGGCUUUGGCUCUUUGUUCUACGACUACUACAUCUGAGUGCAACAAAACUAACACUUCACUGUCCCAACCCCCGGCUAAAGGACGAGGUCGUCCACCAGGAUCUGGAAAACGGCAACAACUUGGUGCUUUGGGUACAUCUGUUAGGAGCAAAAUGCAACUGAAACGGGCGAAACAGAGCCAAACGGAGCAAAACGGUGAAGCUGCAGUAGAAUGAUGCAUGAUGCGCCAAAAUCCAGAGAACUGACUCAUGAUGCGCCAGAGACGAAUUUUGGCGGAUUAAGACGGUUUGAGAUGAGUUUUAGGCGAAUUUUA
This is a messenger RNA of Phalaenopsis equestris, 932 nucleotides long. Its product is annotated as AT-hook motif nuclear-localized protein 5-like. Lineage: Eukaryota; Viridiplantae; Streptophyta; Magnoliopsida; Asparagales; Orchidaceae. The record is from RefSeq and is a predicted model, not a curated record. The coding region runs from base 316 to 834 and encodes 172 amino acids. The transcript has 3 exons.